CUCUCACACUGGGCAUCAGUAGCGGGUAUAGAGCAGUCGGGCCGUAUGGGGAUAAAGCUAGAGAACAUUACAGGUGAACUGGUAGUCUGGUGCUGAAGGUCAAAGUGUACAGUACUGGACUUGUGCCGCUCGAGCCCACGAGUGUUGGUGACCGCCCCGAAGAGGGAAGAGUGUGACUGGUAGAGAGAGACAGAUACUCGAUCUCCUCCUCGUAGUGGGUGGUUGUCCCUCGAGAGAUCGUCGCCAUCCCAAGGAGGACAGCAUCAUCGGUAGUGAAGUGUCGCCUCCAUAUGUUAUACGAGUGACUUUUUUUAAUGCAAGGAAGAUAGAUAAGAGAACUCUCACGAAGUGCCACCUCCUCCCAACCACCAGCAGCGAUGAAGUCGACGAGCACAGACGACCCGAAAAUGGAGACGCGGGUGUUGAUGCCCGCCGAAUUCUCUCUGGUCGUGACGGCCAGGCCACUGCCGCCCUUGGACCGUUUGGUGCCUGCCGAAGAUUGCAUUAAGGUGUGUGCCACUCGUCGCCUCCAGGUGCAGACUCGCUACCUUCCCUUCAGUGGCACCGUCAGAGCAGAUAACCUGCCCCUUCUGCCCUAUCUGCCAGCCAUGGACGUAAGAUCGCGCUACGGAGGCUACGAUUCAGUCGACGAAGACGGACGAAGAACCUGCAACUGGGUGAGGUUCCUGAAAGUCGCCCAGUUUUACAGCCACGAGGUCAACCUCGUAGGACGCCGGGCUGGUCCUCGAGGGGACGUCAUCUUCGAAGUGGUCCGAGAGAUCCUCCCCGGCGGAGAACUCCUGGCGUUCCUCCUGCCGGACAUGAAUGGAGAAAACGCCCUUCUCCUCCCGGCGCUGACGCUCAUUCGAUCCUCCCUGUACCGACAGACGAUCGACUCCAUCAUGGCGGAGGCUCCCCUCGAUCUGUCGUGCUCCCUCCUGAGCCAUCCCGAACCUCGACCCACCAACGCGAGUUUGAUGUCGCGCGACUCCGACGACGCCGCGUCCCCCUCCCUCUCCCCGUCGCCCUCGUCGUCGCCCGCCUCCUCUACGUCAUCGUCAUCGUCAGUAUUUCACGUCGGUAGAUCUCAGUUACAGUUCGGACUACCGCCACGCCUUCCUAUGGGCCUGGCGCCUCAGUCCCCUUCAGAAUUGUCUACUGGAAGCUCCUCGAGUAUCUCCGCUCAGAGCAGCGCCGUUUCGCCUACCUUAGUACCUGCCAAACGCCGAGAGCGCACCAUGCUGCCCUGCAGCGAGUGCGGGAAGGCCUUCGACCGCCCCUCGCUCCUCAAGAGACACAUGAGGACACACACGGGAGAGAAACCGCACGUCUGCGAGGUCUGCGGGAAGGGCUUCUCCACGAGCUCCUCCUUGAACACCCACAGGAGGAUCCACAGUGGGGAGAAGCCCCACCAGUGUGGUGUUUGCGGGAAGAGGUUCACAGCCUCUUCCAAUCUCUACUACCACAAGAUGACCCACGUCAAGGAAAAGCCUCACAAAUGCUCCCUCUGCACCAGGUCAUUCCCCACUCCAGGUGACCUCAGGUCACACAUGUUUGUGCACAACGGACAGUGGCCUCACAAAUGCUCAGUUUGCGGAAAGGGAUUCUCGAAGCUCACGAACCUCCGAAACCAUGCCCUCCUGCAUUCGGCCAAAACCCGAGUGCCGCCUCCAGCGGCGCCCAUGUCCCCGUCGUCAGCUUCGCUGUAGCCCUCUGACAUGAUUCACGCCCCUCCAUGGAGGAGGGGGUGAACCCCUUGUUUUCAGUGGGUGCCGGAAAUAACGAGGCUGGAUGCAUCUUCUUCAUCUCAUUACUAAAUCACGACACAAUGCCAAAUAGUCUAGAUGCUUCUUGGUUCCUCAUCCUUCAUCGUAUGUUGUUAAUGAUGAUGCCUUCCUGACCUGUAUUUCCCCAGAACUGUAUUUUCUUCUUUUUGUUAUCUGGCACGAACAUACCUCCUGCUCUUAGUCUGUGAUCUCCUAUGUAAGUGUGCAAUAUUUAUUUUUGUAUAUAAUGUAAAUAGUUGUUCAUCAGUCCGCUCUUUGUAAAAUAAAUCUCAUGAAUAUG
Macrobrachium nipponense is the source of this 2067-nucleotide messenger RNA. RefSeq names its product zinc finger protein 629-like. Gene Ontology annotation, biological process: regulation of gene expression. The transcript has 2 exons. The record is from RefSeq and is a predicted model, not a curated record. Lineage: Eukaryota; Metazoa; Arthropoda; Malacostraca; Decapoda; Palaemonidae. Bases 378 to 1709 code for a protein of 443 amino acids. Gene Ontology annotation, cellular component: nucleus.